Molecule: messenger RNA, 2618 nt
Organism: Drosophila innubila
Lineage: Eukaryota; Metazoa; Arthropoda; Insecta; Diptera; Drosophilidae
Gene: P5CS
Product: delta-1-pyrroline-5-carboxylate synthase
Exons: 12
Coding region: 207-2528 (773 amino acids)
Cellular component (GO): mitochondrion; cytoplasm
Molecular function (GO): ATP binding; glutamate 5-kinase activity; glutamate-5-semialdehyde dehydrogenase (NADP+) activity
Source: RefSeq, a predicted model, not a curated record
UGUUACUUGGAUCGGUGGACAUAGGUCCAAAAUAAUUCAUUUUCAGUGCAUUUCGUUAGGUAUUACGGAUCGGUCUCGUUUAGUUCGUUCACGGCAAAUCUGUGAUAUUCGCGUAUAUUUAGAUCCUGAACAGGAUCCUCGACACAUAUUCUGUGUUGGUUUGUGCUGCCCCAGCUCAUCUGCAAAAUACUAAAUAAAUAUACAAAAUGCUGCGUAAUAGCUAUAAAACACUGCGCAACAACUGCUUUAACAAUUACUGGAGGGCACUCAGCUCACAUGGACCCAGACAGCCAUUGAUACCACCAGAGAAACGCUUGGAGAAGGCUCAUCCACAGUUCACGGAACGCAGUCAGCUCAAAUAUGCCCGACGUCUGGUCGUUAAGUUGGGCAGUGCGGUUAUCACUCGAGAAGAUAAUCACGGAUUGGCCUUAGGUCGCUUGGCUUCCAUUGUGGAGCAGGUCGCCGAGUGCCAUUUGGAGGGCCGUGAGGUCAUAAUGGUCACCAGUGGUGCUGUGGCCUUUGGCAAACAAAAACUGGCUCAGGAGCUGCUCAUGUCGCUGUCGAUGCGAGAAACCCUUAAUCCCAAGGACACCAAAGAGUUCGAUGGUGCCACAUUGGAGCCACGUGCGGCCGCUGCGGUGGGUCAAUCGGGUCUUAUGUCGCUGUACGAUGCAAUGUUUGCGCAAUAUGGUGUCAAGAUAGCUCAGGUGUUGGUGACUAAGCCGGAUUUCUACAAUGAGGAGACACGCAACAAUCUCUUCUCAACGCUCUCCGAAUUAAUUAGCCUAAAUAUUGUGCCAAUCAUAAACACGAACGAUGCCGUGUCUCCACCAAUGUUCAUACGUGACGACGAGCCCGCUGGUGGUGCUAGAAAGGGUAUACCCAUUAAAGACAACGACAGUCUAUCUGCCAUGCUCGCCGCUGAAGUACAAGCAGAUCUGCUGAUUCUGAUGUCUGAUGUCGAUGGCAUCUACAAUAAACCACCCUGGGAGGAUGGCGCCAAGUUGAUGCACACUUACACCAGCGAUGACAUGAAUAGCAUUGAGUUUGGCAAGAAGUCAAAGGUCGGCACCGGCGGCAUGGACUCCAAGGUGAAGGCAGCUACUUGGGCCCUGGAUCGUGGCGUUAGCGUUGUUAUAUGCAACGGAAUGCAGGAGAAGGCUAUUAAGACAAUUGUGGGUGGCAGAAAAGUUGGUACAUUCUUUACGGAAUCAACGGAGGGCGCCAACACGAUGCCCGUUGAAGUGAUGGCCGAGAAUGCUCGCACAGGCAGUCGUCAAAUGCAGGCAUUGAGUGCCGCCCAACGUGCCACAGCCGUUAACAACUUGGCCGAUCUGUUGGUUAGCCGGGAGAAAUACAUUUUGGAAGCAAAUGCCAAGGACUUGGCCGAGGCGCAAAAGAGUGGACUGGCCAAGCCGUUGUUGUCGCGUCUAUCGCUGAAUUCGGCCAAAUUGAAGAAUCUCUCGAUUGGCUUAAAGCAAAUUGCCGAUGACAGUCACAAAAAUGUGGGUCGCGUUUUACGUCGCACUCAGCUAGCCGAUGGUCUGGAACUGAAGCAGGUAACGGUGCCCAUUGGUGUGCUCCUGGUGAUAUUUGAGUCCCGUCCAGACUCAUUGCCCCAAGUGGCUGCCUUGGCAAUGGCUUCCGCGAAUGGCUUGCUGCUCAAAGGCGGCAAAGAAGCUGCCCACAGCAACAAGGCGCUAAUGGAGCUAGUUAAAGAGUCCCUGAACAGCGUGGGUGCCGACAAUGCUGUAUCCCUGGUUUCUACGCGCGAGGAGAUUAGCGACUUGCUUUCCAUGGAGAAUCACAUUGAUUUGAUAAUUCCACGUGGCUCCUCUGAGCUGGUGCGCAGCAUUCAGGAGCAAUCCCUACACAUUCCUGUCCUGGGUCAUGCUGAAGGUGUUUGCCAUGUCUAUGUUGACCGGCAUGCCGAUUUGAAGAAGGCUUUGCAUAUUGCUCGCGAUGCCAAGUGCGAUUAUCCAGCAGCCUGCAAUGCAAUGGAAACGUUGCUCAUACACGAGGAUCUAAUGAGUGGCGAGAUUUUCAAUGAUGUAUGCAACAUGUUGAAACGUGAGGGCGUCAAAAUCUAUGCGGGUCCCCGUCUAAAUCAGCAACUGACAUUCGGACCACCUGCGGCGAAGAGUAUGAAGCACGAGUACGGUGCACUGGAGUGCUGCAUUGAGAUAGUGCCCAGUCUGGAGGAGGCCAUUAAUCACAUACACACGUAUGGAAGUGGUCACACUGAUGUCAUUGUUACGGAAAAUGAUGCCGCAGCAAAGCAUUUCCUUAGUACCGUGGACAGCGCCUGUGUUUUCCACAAUGCGAGCUCGCGUUUUGCGGACGGUUUCCGGUUUGGCCUUGGCGCCGAGGUGGGCAUCUCAACGGCACGGAUACAUGCACGUGGCCCCGUCGGAGUGGAGGGUCUCCUGACUACCAAAUGGAUACUCAACGGACAGGAUCAUGCUGCGGCGGACUUCGCUGAGGGCGGACAACGAACGUGGCUCCAUGAGCCGCUGCCCAUUGAUUAGUUUGUUUUGUCGUUGUCGUGUUUAAGUCUUAGUUUUUGAUAUACCUUGUGAAUAAAUAUUUGUAAGGUACUCGUAUGUUACCGUUAAACU